This is a messenger RNA of Tauraco erythrolophus (red-crested turaco), 463 nucleotides long. NCBI's taxonomy places the organism in Eukaryota, Metazoa, Chordata, Aves, Musophagiformes, Musophagidae. The record is from RefSeq and is a predicted model, not a curated record.
AUGCGACACCAAUGCUACCAAAAGGUCAAGAAGCACUACCAGUGCUCCCAGUGCGGGAAGGUCUACAGCAACAGGUCCAGCUUCAUGUGGCACCAACGCUACCACACGGGGGAGAAGCCCUACAAGUGCUCCCAGUGCGGGAAGAGCUUCUGCAUCCGGUCCAUCUUAGUGCGGCACCAGCGGCAGCACACCGGGGAGAAGCCCUACAAGUGCCACGAGUGCGGGAAGGGCUUCGGGCCGAGCUCGUCCCUCAUCAUCCACCAACGCUACCACACGGGGGAGAAGCCCUACAAGUGCUCCCAGUGCGGGAAGAGCUUCUGCAUCCGGUCCGUCUUAGUGCGGCACCAGUGGCUGCACACCGGGGAGAAGCCCUACAAGUGCCCCGAGUGCGGGAAGAGCUUCGGGCGGAGCUCGACCCUCAUCAUCCACAAACGGAUUCACACCGGGGAGAAGCCCUACAAGU